Molecule: messenger RNA, 5068 nt
Organism: Parus major (Great Tit)
Lineage: Eukaryota; Metazoa; Chordata; Aves; Passeriformes; Paridae
Gene: CIB3
Product: calcium and integrin binding family member 3
Exons: 6
Coding region: 1707-2270 (187 amino acids)
Molecular function (GO): calcium ion binding
Source: RefSeq, a predicted model, not a curated record
UGACUUGCAAUAUGUGGAAUAUAUCAAGAUUAUUUUAAAUGAGAAUGUUUUUGAUGUAAACUCUUUGUAUACUUUCAAACCUAAUCAGCAAGAAAAGAGACCUAACGAGAGGAAAGACAGCAGCGGGAACUAACAAGCUUUAGGGAUGUAGUAAAUCAAAAUGUUGAUCUAUGUGUAUGUAUACAUUGAUAAUUUGGAAAAGGACUGAAGGUCUGUAUAUCCUACAGCUGAACUAUCUUCAUUAUAAUACUUAAGAUCAUGUCUAAGGGUCGAAAAGGCCCUGCUUGGGUGCAGACCCUUCCCCAUUGCAUGUGGAGAAGUUAGCUGGGGAUUGGCUAAUUUGUAUGGAAAUUACUAAAUAAUCUUAAUAGAGGGGUUGACCUUGGAAAAACACUAACUCUGAACUGCUGUAAAUAAUAGCAUGCAAAUCCAGUGGGGUGUGUUGGGAUUUGUGGAAACCCAACAAGCAUCCAGGCUUGUGUAAAUAAUAUCUCUCUCAAGUGUGUAGGUAUUGGCUUGUUGCGCACCACAUAGUAAAUCAGCUUUUGAAGACAACAGGACUGAUUAGCCUUGAGAACACCCAGAGGUCCAGGCUACACCAGGAGAAAUCAGCCACAUCCCUCCCCACGCUUCUUGUUGCACCCCGAACAGAACCAUUCCGGAUAGCUUUUCCUAUGUGAAGAUGCCCUGAGGAGCAAGCCUGCCCAAGGAACAGAUCUUCCACCAGCCAGAGGGACCCGGUGACCCAGAAAUAGAGACUUUACAGAUUAAUGAAAAAGCAGCCUGCUACGUACAGUGCAGCUAGUGCCUCCUUCUUUUUUUUUUGUUUUUCAUCUUUUAUACAGCCUGUAGCAUCACAUUUCUGUUCACAUGUAUGAACUGUACACUCACACAUCUUUUCAAUGUAAAGGCCAUAUAUGUAUCAGUAUGGAUGGAUGUCAUGCUAAUAACCAUUUGUUAGUAGUAGGAUACAUCAGCAGAUGAUGCUGAAGAAAGGGAGCAAGCAGGCUUUCUGGGUACUAUCUCCAGUAUAAACUACCAUCAGCAUUACUGUAUUAUAACAAUGUGCAUUAAGGGAAAAUACUGGCACAGGCUGGCCAGGACAGUGAUGAAGUCACCGUCCCUGGAAGUGUUCAGAAAACAUGUGUAUGUGGCACUUGGGGACAUGGCAUAGUGGUGACCUUGUCACUGCUGCAUUAAUGGUUGCACUCCAUGAUCUAAAAGGGCUUUUCCCAAUUUUUUACAAUUCUGACCCUUUAUUACGAAAAGUGAAAAGGAAAGGAGGAGUGGCUACCAAAUUUUCUUCGUUUGGUGUUAAAUUUUAAAGAAGGAGAACACUACUAACACUUUUCAGUUAAUUCGCCACAUCAGGUGAAGGCAUGAAAAAGCAGGAUCCACUGGGUCUACCUGAAGCUGAAGGGCACUAACAAGCAGCUAUUAUUUAUUUGGCUAAAUCCUGUAACCCGAGACUUUGCGAUGCACACAAGAGACGGGUGAAUGCUGCUGGAUAAGAGCCUCAAGCAGCCAGACUAAAGAUUUGAUGAAAUGCUCCUGUUCUGAUACUUUGCAGCCUGUAGAAGUUGGUUACCUGAUCCUCUGCUGUACCUGAGCCUCAUUGUUGCAGCUUUUAAUAACUGAAUAUCCAGACGACCUAUAAAGGUGCCUUUGAGGAAAGAACUGACAAGAGUCAGUUUUCCCAGCUCAAAAUGGGCAACAAGCAAACCAUUUUCACUCAAGAGCAACUGGAUGCAUAUCAGGACUGCACAUUUUUCACAAGGAAAGAAAUUCUGAGGCUGUUUUACAGGUACCGAGAUCUGGCCCCACAGCUCGUUCCCCUUGACUACUCCGACAAACCAGCCGUGACACUCCCCUACGAGCUCAUCGGCAGCAUGCCAGAGCUCAAGGACAACCCAUUCCGCCAGCGGAUAGCAGAAGUGUUCUCAGAGCACGGAGACGGCAAUAUGACUUUAGAUGAUUUUUUGGACAUGUUUUCUGUGUUAAGUGAAAUGGCUCCCAGAGACUUGAAAGCUUACUACGCUUUUAAAAUUUAUGACUUCAACAAUGAUGAUUACAUAUGCAAAUCAGAUCUGGAGAAAACUGUCAACAAAUUAACCCGAAAUGAACUGACCCCAGAAGAAGUCAGCCUUGUGUGUGAAAAGGUGAUUUACGAGGCCGAUGUGGACAACGAUGGCAAGCUGUCCUUGGCAGACUUUCAGCAUAUGAUCACACGAGCUCCAGAUUUCCUCAGCACCUUUCAUAUUCGAAUCUAAAUCUAGUCGACCAUGGGGACAGGAACUCUUCUGGGACUUCCAACAACUCUUACUUCACCUGAGAUGGUUCACCAACCAUGAAAGCACAAGAUGAGAGGGCCAAAGGGGAAAAUUUCUGGUACCUGAACCAGUCAGAGAACUGUCUUUCAUUUAUGUCCUUAAUGAAUUGUUCCUUUUAAGCUCUUCAUCAGGAUUUCCCUGUAAUUUAGCAAAAUGUCUAUUCCCUAUCAUCAGGUAGAGCAAACCUGGCCUGGGCAGUCAGAAGGGGAGUAUUUUUUUUAAAGUUCACACACCACCAGGUAGUAAAGGAACUUGUAUCAAGCUAUAACCUCUAAAAAUUCACCUAAAAACACCUUAACCAGCAAAAAAAUCCCUUUAGUCUCAAAAAUGCAAGUAACUCCUAUGGUUAUUUAUGGUCUUAAUAACUGGUCCAGUGAAUCAAUUCCUUAAGUAUUCUCCCACAGUGCAGGAUUAACAAUGAAAAAGUCAGCAUAGUUUAGAGACAAGAGUCUACCCCAGGUCCUGUCCCUCUUCUUCAUUUUCAGAAAUCUCGUAUUUUCCACACCCACCAGGGUGCCUAUAUACUAAUAAUGAAAAGGACUGAAAACUAAGUUUGCAAAAUUCUCUUUUCAAAAGAAGUUUAUUUAUGCAGUGUUCAGGGUCCUGUACAGGAGAGUAAAAACAGACAUACUGUAAUAAACAAGUUUUGUUUUAAUACAAACAUGAAAAUCAAUGAGAAGUGUUUAAGAAAGCAGUUGUAAUGUGGAAAGGGUGGCAGCCAAAAGUGAUCAUUCAAAAAAUACAAUUUACAGUUAUUUUUACAAAUCCUGGGAUGCAUUAAACUCCCUUCAAAACAAAGCUGUAAGUCCCAACUCACACUCAAUGUAGAGCAGAUGAUUCCUGCAGAAAGGCUGGAGUGACCAGUUAACCAGCCAGUUACCUUUAUUAACCACAAAACCUCCAGGGAUCAGUGAAGGAUGGGUCAGGUAAUAAGGCAGCCUGGAACACUCAGACUGCAGUUACCAUUCACGUUCCUUUGAACAGAUCUUUAAUUAAGCUAGAAAUGAAGACACAAGUUAGUCAUCAUUCUUCCCCAAGCCCCACAACUUCUACAAGUACAAAGGAGCCCAUCCUCACACAGCUGCUUGUGCAUAUCAGCAUCUCAUAUGAAAGGAGAGACCAAAUAAUUUUCAGCAGCAGUAAAGAGACUUACAAUAAUCCAUAGGAUUUAUAAAUCUGAGGCUGGAAGUCUGAUGCUGGCAUAAGGUUCUGAUGUCAGGAAACAUGGGCUGUGCCUGUCAGUACAGGACACAGACAACAUCAGUGUUAAGUAAGUGUUAGAACAACAGCUCCACCACUUACUGACAGACUGACAGGUCUCCACCCCAAGGAGUGGACAACUAUGCAAAGUACUGCAACCUGCCUCAAUAAUAAAAUCAACCACAGAAUUCCAUGAUACUCACUAAUAUAAGGGAAUUUGAGAACAUGCUAAAAAAUGGGUUUGUUUCUCUACAAAACAGAUGUUGAUCGAUUACCUGACAUUUUAGCGCUAUGUAGACACUGAGAAUGAGUAGUAAGCACAGUUAGUUUCAAUUCCUUCAAUUCCCCAGUUUUACAGAUUUUGUACCCAAUUUCCGAUCUUUUUUUCCUUCCUUACUUGAAGAAAGCUUAAGCCACAAGUAGAUUAUUGUAUGUAUCUACACAGUACCUCUCUGACAAUUGCAUUUUUCUUUACAUUCAUAUUUAAUAAACACAAUAAAGUAAUUGAACGAUGUGAUGGAACCAAACUGCACUUCUCCUAGAUUUAAUGCCUGUGUUUAGUGACACAUAGCCCAUGAGCACUGCAGUGUCUUUAACCUUUUCCUCUUACACUUGAAUUUUAGGUUUCACGUUGCUUACACAGAUUUCAUGUCUGUGUAGAGCCUUCAUAUCCAGAAGUACAGUGAUGACUGUAGUCACAGUAACUGUAUGAGACUUCCUGAGAUCAAGCAAUAAUGUUGUUGUUCGUAAACCCAACCAUUUCAAAGGAAAUAAUGUUAUAAUUAGGCACAUAAUCACAUGCAACAACCAGCGUAAGUUUAAACACAAGGUAUUCACAUACAAAUAAUUCUGAAUGCAAGAGUAACCUCAGAUUUAGUGAGUGAAUGAUCACAAUACUAUCCUUCAUGUUUUACCCACUUGUAAAUGAAUAUGGUUUGCUUUCCCAUCUUGAGAUCAGUUAUUGAUACAGUCCACAGGCAAGAACCAGUAUCAUGGCAGACCCAUGCUAUCAAGUCAGAUAAAACACCAAUUUUUCCAGUCUCUCUGGAAAAUAAAUCUGGCUCAACAUCUGGCCGUAUAAAGCACAAGACAGAUGCAAGACAAUCCACAGUUAUUACUAAGCCAGAAGCAAAUGGUUACAGUUAUGUAGGAAAUCUAGCCAGUCUUAUCACCACCCCAGCUGUGCCUCAAUCAUUUCUUGAAGCACACACAAACUCUUUAAAAACGUCCUUAGCUCAAGAUAGGGGUGCUGCUUGUCCAAUCUGUGGUCUGUGUUAACUACACUCUGAAGUACAUACUGUCUAGAAGCCUCUCCAGUAACUUAACAUGGUUUUAUCCUACAAAUACAUCAGUGUGUCAAUCCACUACAGGGCACGUUCAUCAAGUCCUCACGCUAAAAAGCCACAAGUAAACAAAAAAACCAAACCAUCAUAAGGUUCUGGUUAGAGGAAAGAUUUAAUCAGGACAGAGAUCAUCUAAAUGCAUCUAAAAAUGCAUUUUUAUAAACUUACACAGUGAAAUCUUUUUCCAUUUUAAAA